GCAUUAACAUUUUUACGAAACCCGCUGAAUUUGGAACUCUCAAGGUUAACGGGUUCAUGUUGAUAAUACUACAUUAUUACUAAUCUCGAUGGAGAGGCAGAGGUCUUUCGAAGUUCUUCAUGUUGAUGAUGAAACUUUUAACCUAGAGAAUGAUAGUCUUGUCGAAAGUGUCUACUUGGUUUCUGAGCAAGCUGUUUCUGAUGAAUCACCUUCUUACACUGAGGUUUCGGAGUCUGACAAGUCAGAAACUUCUCUAUCCACAUCGACGUUCGAUUUCGUCAAACUGGACUGCGACCAAAACCAUGCUGCCAUUACACAACCCUCUCCAUCUUGUAACUUGGACCAGUUACAUUGUCUAAGCAUACCUGAUGAGAAAGAGCCAACUAUUGUAUAUGAACAAUCAUGUAUCCAAUCGUCAACGUACUCUGAAAUAAAUGCCUCUGAUCGGAUACAUUUUUACUUCCGUGAUUUUCUUUUGGGAGGCAUAAUUUUCAGUUUGCUUUUAGGUCACAUGCUGUAUUCUGAACAAUGUUAUAAAAAUCGAAUUGCUGGUUGUGAAAUCGAACGUGACAAAUUAUCAACAAACAUUUCUUUUCUAUCGACUGAAAUUUUACAAAAAGAUACAGAAUAUCGACAUCUGGAAAUUAAACAUAAACACCUUAAAAAUGUAACACAUCAAUUGCAUUCAGAUAUAUCUAUACUAACAGCUGAAUUACGUGACAAAGCCCUAGCUUACAAUGAAUUAAAAUCAGACUACAAAUAUGUCAGUGAUAAAAUGAAAGAGUUAACCAAUGAAUAAUCAAUUUGAAUAAAUGGAGGUUCAUCAUAUUCAUUAUCAACCUAUAAAUUACAAAGAUGUACAUACAUAGAAAUUGUUUUAAAAAAUUCUGCAUAACAAAAUGAGAAUUAAAAGACACUUGUCUAUGUAAAUGAAUAUUAAUUUGAGAAAACAAAUAAGUAUGAAUGCGAUAACUUCAAAAUCCGACCACACCUAACUACCUACCCCAUGACUUCAUUAAAAAAAAAGUACACACACUGACAAACAAUCACAAUGAAAAACGAAAAAUAAAAAGAACUUUGAAACUUUAUGCCAGACAAUUUCUUCUUUUAUAAAAGAAAGAUUAUGAGAUGUUAUUUUCAGCUUUAGUCGAAAAUUACAUAUAGAUUUUAGUAAAAUAUAUCCCAGUUAAUAUACCAGGUAAAUCUGAUGUUUCUUUUUAUCUUUUCUUGUAAAUAAUGUUAUCAAUUUUAGUUAACUCGGAUAAUUGUCAAACUAUCAUCAGUAUAUAUAAGUACGUGCUUUACAAAAGUACAUCUAAUUUUUUAUAUGACACAUAUAAAAGAAAACUAUCUAAACUGAAGAUUUCUUGUUAGUAGUCUCCAAAAAAAACAUUAUUUGCAUGAAAUAGAUUUUUCAC
Schistosoma haematobium is the source of this 1418-nucleotide messenger RNA. RefSeq lists its product as uncharacterized. The record is from RefSeq and is a predicted model, not a curated record. Bases 89 to 799 code for a protein of 236 amino acids. NCBI's taxonomy places the organism in Eukaryota, Metazoa, Platyhelminthes, Trematoda, Strigeidida, Schistosomatidae. The transcript is spliced from 10 exons.